GGAUCUUCCCGGCGGUGGCAAGUCAGCAUUACAUUACAAAUAGUAAAAAAAACAAAACAAAACAAAAUAAAAAAAGCAAACAAAAACAAAAAAAACAGCAAACAAAAAACAAACAAUCUGUGUGUUGUCUCAUUCUGUUUUAUACAACAAGAAAACAAAAACAAAAACAAAAACAAAAGGCUAGGCUCAGCCCCCCAGCCAUGGCUGCUACUGGUGCAUCCUCUUCUACUGCUUCUCAAAACUCUAAAAACAAAAACAAAAACCAAAACAAAACCACCAACACCAAGAAGAAGAAGAAGCAGAACACCACUGGGACUGAGUCAGGUAACAAUGCCCUUCAAAAUCAACCUGGGAAGCGCAAAAAAUCACCCGGAGUUCGAGUCAUCCAUGGCCGAAUCUACGAUUCUGUGAAUGGAAAAUGCUGUCAUCAGUGUCGGCAAAAGACCCUCGAUUUUGCGGUGUCAUGCAAGAGUCAGAUUGAGAAUAAACAAUGUACCUUUCAUUUCUGUCACACUUGCCUCCUCAACAGAUAUGGAGAGAAAGCAGAAGAGAUGGCAGCAUUGGGUGAUUGGAAGUGUCCCAAAUGCAGGGGCAUUUGUAAUUGCAGUCAAUGCAUGAAGAAGCGAGGUUGUUGUCCAACUGGGAGGCUUGUGCAUGCCGCAAAGGCAAUUGGGUUUUAUUCAGUGUCUGAGAUGCUGCAAUUAAGGAACUCCGAGGAGGUCAUGGAAGAUGUGGGUGCAUCAUCAGAAAAUGAGACUGCUUCAGAAAAGGUUCUUGAUCUAAAGAAAGGGCAACCUGAGUGUUUACUUCGAGAAUUAACAUGUGGACGUAGUUCACGUCGGAGCAAGGGUUCAUCGAUUGUUCAGUUUCAUAUCAAAUUGCUCUCUGUGAUACAAAAGGAUUCAGGGAAACGACAUGUCUCUUUGAAAACUGAAGGUAGAAAUUCAUGGUUGCAAGCUCUUAGUAGAUGCAUCUCUGAAUCCCAGUAUCAAUCAAAAGAACUGCUGUUGGAUUGUUUUAAUUUGGCGGCUGAUGGAUAUGGAGAGUUAAGCUCAUCAAAGAAGCUCUUACUGUUGAAUUUUCUAUGUGAUGAAGCUCUCGAUACAGCGGAGUUGAGGAGUUGGAUUGAUGAACAAAACUUGGAAUUUGUUGAGGAAGAGAAAAAGACAAAAGAAAAGUUGCCUGCUGAAAGAGAGAAGGGGAGGAACAUGAAAAUGAAUCUGCAGGAUGAGGUGGCUAGAGCUAUUGUCAUGAAAAACGGUGCUCCUCUUUCUGUUUCUGAAUAUCAAGAACUUGUUUCCAAGGUGAAGGCAGAAGUAGCUCGAACUCUUGCAGUGACUCUAGAAGCAAAAGACACGGUGAUGAAAAAGAAACAGCGAUCAGAUGCUGUUAGGUCAGAGCCUAUACUUUUGGAUGGAAAUGGUCUCAAGUUCUGGAAACUGAGAGGCUACUCUAGCGAAAGGGAUAUUCUGCUACAAGACAUUGGAAAUGGGGAUUCUGUUACUUUAAAGGAAAAAUGGUUUAGCUACAACGUUGAGGAAAGGGCAACCGUUGAAAAAUAUAUUUCAAGGCAGCUUAGAAAAUGAACAAAAGAAGUAUUUAACGUCAUCUCAACAGUUUAUAUCACUGUACUGUCCUGACGUCUUGACCAUCUUUUGCGAGGCAAGUUUUUGGUGUCAUUUGGGAUGAUGGUUACCAUCUUUUUGAUUGCCUUCAUCUGUUAUGAUAAAUUUUUGAAUAUUAUGAGACAGUUCAAAAUAUUGAAACCUUCAGGUGUGCUUUGUGAUGGCCUAGUGUAGUGACAUGUGAUUUAAGCACACACCUUUAAUAGUACGAAGUUUAUUAUGAUCCCUUUCUCUUUCUCUUUCAUUUCAAUGGAAAACUAGGGACAUCUUGGUUCUUGGCCUUAUUUUCA
Messenger RNA from Camellia sinensis, 1915 nucleotides. RefSeq lists its product as uncharacterized. Gene Ontology annotation, cellular component: nucleus. The record is from RefSeq and is a predicted model, not a curated record. Gene Ontology annotation, biological process: regulation of DNA-templated transcription. Lineage: Eukaryota; Viridiplantae; Streptophyta; Magnoliopsida; Ericales; Theaceae.